Durusdinium trenchii is the source of this 4719-nucleotide messenger RNA. NCBI's taxonomy places the organism in Eukaryota, Dinophyceae, Suessiales, Symbiodiniaceae. The record is from the annotation of a GenBank genome assembly.
AUGGCGCCGUCCGCGCUGGAGUGUUUGCAUUUGGCGGUCUUCACUGCAGGCUUGAUCUCCGGCAAAUCUGCACCGGAAUGGUCCAUCUAUGUAGGAUGGGUCUUCCUGGUGGUGGGUUUGCUGUGGAGACUGCGAGGUCUUGGAAAAGAGCUGGACUAUUGGAUUGCUGCUUGCCGAGAAGCCACCUUCUGCAUUGUUGCCUAUUACAUUGACAGUGUCGGUGUCUAUAUGGUUGCCGUGAUGCAUGAAAGGCGAUUCGAGCACAUCUCCCUGCAGGACAAUGUCCUCCUGCUGCUGGAGUAUCUUUGUCGCUCGGAGAUCUUCGAUGGCCUUCUAAGACGUUUGCCCGAGCUCAACGCAGAUGAAGCCGCUUUGUACCUCACCGCCUGUUGCGCCUUCUAUGCCUCAGAUGGUCGAGCAGUCCAAGCGAUCGCCAAACUCGCAAGGGUAAUGCGAUACUGCCGUUUGCUUCGCGUUUUAUGCUACUGCUCCACGGUCAUCCCUUCCCAGAAUCAGGCUUGUUUCGUCAACCGCUACGAUGAGACUUAUUCUCUCACUGAGCACUGGCGAGAAGCGGUGACUCAUAUGCGUGCCGGUGGAGGUUGCAACGACCUCAUCUUCAGCGGACAUGCCUCCGUCCUCACCUUCUGUGUGUUGCUCUACCAGGAUUUCGGUGCCCCACGCUGGUUGCAGGGCUUCCUGUGGUGCCGUCUUGCACAUGCUUCCAUGCGGAUUGUCCAAAGCCGUAGCCACCUCUCAGUGGACAUUGUGGUUGCAUUCCUCUUGGCGCUUCUGUUGUAUCAUGUGAUCCCAAAGCCACGGAAGGACCUGGAGGUUUUUGGUGCCUCCUCCUUGCGCUCCUCGGCCUUAGCUUGGAGCAGUGCCCUCGUCGCGGUGCUGGCAUUCUUGGCAGCGCUGCUGGCGCAGCCAGAUGCUGGGCCACUGAGCACCGCCAACCAGGCUCGAUUGGCGCAGGUCUCCGUGGCUCCGAAUGCCACCGCGUCGCCGCGCAUCUUCUGCGCGAUGCUGCACAUCGAAACCUCUCGGCAGGCUCGGUCUGGCUACUUGAAGCAUGGCUUGAGCACUUGGGCCCGGCACUGCGAUGGAGCGAUCUUUUGGGAUGAGAAUCGCGAGGAGAUCGCGGCCCUGGAUGCUCAGUCUGCUUUGGGCGAACCAGAGCCUUUGGACUUCAGGCCAAGGCCGUCUGGCCUGUCCCACCGCUGGAUUCGCACCAGACGUUUGUGGCGACACAUCUUUCGCAACGAAGUGGAACACUAUGAUUGGUUCGUCUCCUUUGAUGACGGUGGCUUUCCGAUUGUCGAGAACAUCCGGCACUUGGUCCGGGACAUGAAUCCGCAGAACGCCGUGAUGAUGUCGGACCGAGACAGGUCUGCUGGCUUUGGUUCUUUCAUGAGCAGAGGGGCCUUAAAGCUCUUGGGCGAGGCAUUGGACAAAAAUCGCCAAUGCCCUCAGCCCACUCGAAGCCAGCCUUUAUCGAGUUUACAGGCCUAUGGCACUCUGUGGCAGUGCCUUCACGAUGCGACGCGGCGGGUGGCUUGGGACGUGGAGCUGCGACACCUUCUCCGCUGCAAAGAGGAUGACCACUCAAUCUUGAACCUGAAGGCGAGCACUGCCCGUGGGGUUUGCCCCUAUGCGCUUUUUGCCUUCAUGGUGCCAGAGCCAACGUGGUUAGCAGGGCUAGAGGCAGAAUCUCUCACUGUGGACACAGUGGUCUUCUUCAAAGCGUUGACGCAGGAGGAACAAGGGCCUUUCACCCAGGAAUUCUUGGCAAAGCUGCUCAUCACGCUUCACUGGUGGGGAGAUGUGGACAUCAGUAGCCCUUUAGCCAUCCUUCCGGAGGAUGGAUAUCGAGAGGCCUUGGAGAAGGUGAUGCAGUCAGAGGAGGGGCUCUUCGUGAGCCAUCCCAAUUCACCCUCGUGGUUGGCCAAUAUGCCGCCACACUCCAAGGACGUCUUCUGCGUGAACAUGUUCUGCUUAGACCAGGCCUUUCAAACACAGGCCUUAGACUUCCUCUUGCCUGCCUUCUCCUUGUUCCCCGAGAAGGACUAUUGUAUCGUUACGCAACCUCACACGGCUCCCAACACGCCGCUGCUCAAUGCGUUCACCAUUGUGCCGCCUCAACCGCAGAACACCUUCGGGCACGUGCUCUACUUGAUCCAUCGGGCCUCUCUCUUGGGCCCGCCCAAGGUGGUCUAUUUGAAGCCUCAUUUGCUGGAGCACGUGCAUCCACUCCUAGACGUGUUCGAAGAAGAGACGCGACAGGACAUCAUCUCCAACUCAAAGCUCUUCCUGCAGGAGCGAAAGGGCAGCGAACUGGAAGUCUUUGUGGUGGAGUUUGAUAGUCAGGCAGUCGGCCUCAUCAUGUUGCAGAUGCCAAGUUCAGAUGUGGUGGACCGGCUUCGUUGUUGUUACCACCUGGAUGACUAUCUCCUUGUGGAGCACCAUGAGACCGGUGGAUUUGGGAACAAGGGCCACGUACGACUGCUGCAUUGGGUUCUCAACCCGCUGUUCCAGAAGUACACGCGACGGUUGCUGCAGGGUGCUUUGCGGAUAUCAGGGAAGACCGCACUCUUCUUGGAGACCGAGCUGAAGCAGUCGGUCUCUUCCAUCUACAGGGAGCUUCUUCAAGUUGCGCCUCGAAGGCCACCACAGCUCAAGAAGAUCUUGCGGGAACCGCCCACCGUUGCCUCGUUCUGCAACAUCGAGGAAGAGCUCCCCACAGAGGAAGAUAUCCGGGAGACAGAGAGACAACAGCUACUCCGUGAUUCAGAGCAAACCAAGGCCCUGUCCAUCGUCGCGAAGAAGCUGCUCAGUGAAACAAAGAUCCCGGUGAACGCGCGCAUCGUGGUGGUGGGUGCCAGCGACUGCGGGCUGUCAUUCCUCGAGAGUUUGCUGAGCAUCCCACAUCUCCUGUUCAACUCCCUAACACUCCUGGCUCCUGGUGGAUUGGAGUAUCACCAUGCCCAUCACUUGCCGCUCGUUGCAGGCACAGCCGCCUACUCUCACCAAGAGCUGCGAAGGAUUAUGCUGGAGCUCAGGGUAAGGAUCCUGGAUAGCCGCAUGGUACACAUCGACCGGCAGCAGAAGUGCUGCAUCUUGCACGAUGGUUCCAUGUUGCCCUACGACUACUUGGUCGUGGCUACAGGUCUGCAAGAUGAUGCGUUGCAUGCAUUGAAGAUUCAGUCCAUGGGGGUGGAACAUGUCACCGACGGCUACCGGCGGGUGAAUGGCGCGAUGAGCGCAGCGGACCCUUCAAUCCGAGAUUUGCUGGUGGAAGGGGGCACCUUAGUGAAGUCCUUGAUUUGGAAUCCGCUCUCCUACGCCGUGGUUUACGGCCGCUCACUGAACGCCUACUGCGUGGUGCAGGGCUUGUUGCUCCGCAAGGUGCCCGCGAAAAAGAUCAUUUUGGUCUUGCCACCAAGGUUGCAGGAGUCACAGCAAGGCCUCUCUGUGGACGCGUUCUUUGAGGGAGAUGAAGUCGAGAAGAAGAUUCACCACAUCUUGGAGACGAUGGGCUUGAAGGUCUAUGAAGGCUAUCGCCUGCUUGGCAUUCAGCAGUGCACUCGUGGACGGCUAAAGGGCCUUGUCUUCGAGGACCACAAUGGUGGGGCUGUGGUGCCACUGCCUCCAGAAGACACUGCAGAGCGUGAGCAAGAGAAGAGGUUCCCAGCACCAGAAGCCGCGCGAGCUCCGAUGGGCAUUUUGGAGGACUUUGGAGCGAGCCCUUCCAACUUGCCACAGAAGCUUUUGGCCUGCCGCAUUUGCAUCACUGCGGACGCGGUGAACGUGGACCCGGACAUCUUCAACUCGGUGCAUGGCAACGGAUUGGUGUACGAUGGCCGGCUGAUUGUGGACCAUCAUUUUGGCACAACAGAUCCCGGGAUCUAUGGAGCGGGAUCCCUUUGCGAGUUCAGCCGGCGAUUCCAGCGGCAGAACUCGCGCUACCUCCGCCAUGAUGGCUUCAAUGGACGGGAGGUUGGUGCCAAGUUGGCUGGCGCACUCCUGAAGCGUUUAGAUCCUGUGAACGGCGACAGCGUGGCUGCUGGCGGGCCGGCGAUGGCCACGCAAGAGCAGCUGAGCGCUUCCAUGCUGACAGCCACAGAAGAGGAGUCCUCGCCAGAUUUGUUGCCGGAGUUCUACAUGCCUAUCGCCAAGGGUGGGCUUUUGCCGGGCUCCUUGCAUUACUAUCGCAUCCACGCUUGCAGAAGAGGCGAUGUGCAGGAAGAACAGAGUGACAAAGAUGAGCAAGUGAUUGUCACAGAUACCCUGGACCUGACCAAUGGCACAGGGCAUUUCUGUCGCCUGACCUUGGAUCGCUUUGGAAAGGUGGAUUCAAUCACUUAUUUAGGUGGCGAGGCACUACAGGUGGAAUCCCUGUGGAGCUUAGUCGGUCUCAGCGAGACCUUCCUGAAUUAUCUCUACCAGAGAUGGAGGGACGACGAUAUCCCCGACAUCGUCGAGUUCUUGGCUGAUGAAUGGGCCACUGCGCUCUUCCAUGAUCGCUUCAUGGACUUCUGCCAUCAGAUCAAGCUGGAAAUGCUGGCAUCAGAAGAGGUGAAACAGCUCAUCAACAAAGCUCUUGAGGGCGUCGACGUGAAGGAGGGCUUAUCCAGGAAGCUGCUCUCUGAGAUUAGAAGUGAGCUACCAUCAGAGAGCGUGAAGCAGAUUCAGGACCAUGGGGUGCUGUGGAAACAGUAA